AUGGUUGAACUCACUUACCUUUUUGUUGCUGUUCUGGCGGUAGCAUCCUUAGUUGAAGCCAAUCGAUUCUGCCAACUUCCCACCUGCGACUGGGAAGAACACACCAUGUGUCGAUUUCCCUCUCCGCAACCCGCCCGCCAGUGCGUUGCUUAUAAGAGUGCUUCCCUUACACCCGAAGAAAAGAAGGAAAUUCUGUAUGCACACAACACAUUUAGAGCUCGCGUUGCCAGUGGUCGCGAGACUCGCGGUCUUGGUGGCCCUCAACCUGUUGGAAAUAUUCCACCUCUACAAUGGGACGAGGAAUUGGCACAGAUUGCCCAACGAUGGGCUAACCAAUGUAACUUUGGUCACGAUAAAUGCAGGAAUGUUGAUCGUUUCCGCGUUGGACAAAAUGUGGCUUACAAAGGGUGGAGUGAUGGAUACAACACGAAGCUUACUGAGCUGGUGACUAUGUGGUACGACGAAGUCGAGCACUUUGAUAGAAGUUUAAUUUCUUCGUUUCAAUUUCACACCAAAAUCGGUCACUACACUCAGAUGGUCUGGGGAAAGACUACUACUGUUGGUUGCGGUCUAGUGAGAUAUAAGAAGGAUGAUAUGUUCACUACUUACCUUGUGUGCAAUUACGGUGAGAGAGGUAACAUGGAGAAUGAACCAAUAUAUGAAACUCGUUAAGGAACCGCACCAGUCAAUCAACAAAAAUUUCAAAGAAAUCCACAAAGAAGGCCUCAAAUUUCUCGCAUUCCACAAACUCCAUUUCAACAACAAAAUACAGAGCAAAUGAGAUGGAAUGCAUGUAUGCGUGCAUGUUUGUAUGGUUAAGAUAAGAACC
Diachasma alloeum is the source of this 829-nucleotide messenger RNA. Its product is annotated as venom allergen 5. The coding region runs from base 1 to 672 and encodes 223 amino acids. Gene Ontology annotation, cellular component: extracellular region. The record is from RefSeq and is a predicted model, not a curated record. Lineage: Eukaryota; Metazoa; Arthropoda; Insecta; Hymenoptera; Braconidae. The transcript has 5 exons.